AUGGAGUCCGGCGCCGCCGCCGAGGCCUUCUUCGACGCCUCCGAUUCGUUGCUGCUUCCAGAAUCGGAAGAAGACGCCGGCUCCGCCACCGGGCUUCGUCUCCGGCGGGGAUCUUCCAUGUCCUCCACCCGACGUAGCAGGAGCCGGAGCCUCCUACUCGAUCCCCCCGCCGGAGCCGUCGACCGCGAGGGGAGACUCGAAACGCCGGCGGUCGGAGAAGGGGGGAGCAGCGGGGAAGCCGAAUCGUCUUCCGGCGGAUCUCCCCCUUCAUCGCCGGAUGUCCUGGUCGCAUUAACUGGUCUCGUCAUCAAGGCGCUAGGGUUUCAGAUCAGUCUGCUGGUCACCUCGGUCGCCUUCCCCUUGCGGCUGCUGUGCUUCUCCAUCUUCCUCGUCGCGGAUCCCUGCGGAACCCUAAAUCGCGGAGCAGACGCGCUGCGGCGGUUCUACGCCGCCCUCCAGGAACGGAUCGGCUCCCUGUUCUUCGAGAAUCUGAGCGGCAAUCGAGGCAUGGGAAAGAUCGCGCUGAGAGUAUCUGUGGGAUGCUUCUGGUCCCUCUACGUCUUCUUCACCCUGGUGGCAUGCCUGAUUACGGCUUUACUCAUCGGGAGGCUGAUCACGGCGGCGAUGGUGGAGGAGCCUCUCCGCUUCACAGAGGAUCUGAGCUUCGACUACACCAGGAACAGCCCCGCGGUGGAAGUGCUUCUCGGCCGUCGUCUUGUUCCUCCCGGCCGGAGACUGAAAUCCACCGUCUCCCUCACCCUGCCGGAGUCCGACUACAACCGAAAUCUCGGGAUCUUCCAGGUAGAAUCUGCUGGUCGUCUUGUUCCUCCGACUUCCCCCUCGUCGCUGACAAUCCUGAUGAAUUCCUGCGGCAAAGGUGAAGGUGGAGUUCCUCACGGCGGAGGGGAAGCGGGUCGCCGGCUCCGGGCGGCACUGCAUGCUGCGCUUCAAGAGCCCUCCGAUCAGGUUCUUGGAGAGCUUCUUCAGGUCGGGGCUGCUCCUCGCCGGGUACUCGUCGGAGUCGCAGACGCUCAGUCUGAAGAUGAGGAGCUUCACGGAAGGAGCGCCGCCGACCGCCGCCGCGAGGAUCGUCCUCGAGCCGAGGGCGGAGCACCGGCAAGCCGGCCCCGGCGCCGGCUUGCCGGAGAUCUACGCCGCGAGUCUGACGCUGGAAUCGGAGCUACCUCUGGUGAGGAAGCUGCUGUGGGACUGGAGGAGGACCCUGCUCAUGUGCAUGACCAUCGCCGCCUUCAACUCCGAGCUGAUGCUGCUUCUGGUCUGCUGCGCUCCGCUCAUUCUCCCGGGCUCUACACGGCGGAGGGUCCCCUCCUCCGCUCGGACAUAG
This is a messenger RNA of Spirodela intermedia, 1345 nucleotides long. NCBI's taxonomy places the organism in Eukaryota, Viridiplantae, Streptophyta, Magnoliopsida, Alismatales, Araceae. The record is from the annotation of a GenBank genome assembly.